This is a messenger RNA of Hermetia illucens (black soldier fly), 394 nucleotides long. RefSeq lists its product as uncharacterized. The record is from RefSeq and is a predicted model, not a curated record. NCBI's taxonomy places the organism in Eukaryota, Metazoa, Arthropoda, Insecta, Diptera, Stratiomyidae. The transcript has 3 exons. Bases 11 to 394 code for a protein of 127 amino acids.
CAUCAGCAGCAUGUGGAGGUUGCUCAUUCUCUCGCUGUGUCUUCUGACCACCCUAGCAGCCAAAUGUUCGUUGAAAUUUGCCAAAGGUCGGCCCGGUAUAUUUGUCCAGAAGUUCGGUUCAAACCGUAUCAUUCUGAGUGUGAAAGAUGGUGAAGUCUCUUGGGAUAAUCGUGCCAAAAUUGAAGGUUACUGUCCUGGCGGAUUUAGAAACUACGCGCGUCAUGGAAGUGACUAUCAGGCGCACCUUACAUUCUCAUGUACUAAUUCUCUUGAUGUACGUUAUCAGAGAGAUGAUAAUAACGGUGACAUAGCCAGAAACGAUGGGUCCCUAUCUUGUACCACAACGUCAAAAUAUUACGAAGUGCGAAUUCCUACUUGCAGUGGUUCUCGCUGA